GCCCUAGAAAUCCCGACCGUGACAUGCCAAGGUUCCAAAUCAACGGUUAUCGAAUUCUUAUUCCUUUCUCUCUCUUACGUUUUCUUGCUAAAUUCCUCGGCUGCGUCAACUCUACUAUCUCCCCUUCUCUCUGCUCUCUAGGAAGCAUACUCAGCUACGAACAUGGCUGUCACAUUUAAAGUUAUCCGGGUAGCUCUUCUUGUCUUCUUCCUUUUGCUCCCUGCAGUCUUUUCUGCAGCCAGCGAUAGGUUGGUGAGGAUUGGACUGAAGAAGAAGAAAUUGGACUUAAGUAACCGAUUAAGUGAACAAAUAGAGUAUAAGGAAAGGCAAGCUUUAGGAGCUCCACUAAGAAAGUAUCAUGUCCGUGGUAAUCUUGGGGAGGAUACUGAUAUUAUUGCAUUAAAGAACUUCAUGGAUGCUCAGUAUUAUGGUGAGAUUGGCAUUGGCACACCUUCUCAGAAGUUCACUGUGAUCUUUGACACAGGAAGCUCUAAUCUGUGGGUGCCAUCUUCACAUUGUUAUUUCUCAGUUGCUUGCUUUUUCCACUCCAAGUAUAAGUCUAAGCAAUCAAGCACCUACAGAAAAAAUGGAACAUCUGCUGAGAUACAUUAUGGAACUGGGGCAAUCUCGGGUUUCUACAGUCAGGACAACGUCGAGGUCGGGGAUCUCGUUGUUAAGCAUCAGGAUUUCAUUGAGGCAACCAAAGAGCCUGGCAUCACAUUCCUAGCCGCUAAGUUUGAUGGCAUUCUUGGACUUGGAUUUCAAGAGAUUUCAGUUGGAAAGGCUAUUCCUCUCUGGUAUAACAUGGUUGAUCAAGGUCUUGUAAAUGAGCCCAUCUUCUCAUUUUGGUUAAACCGUGAUGCUGAUGGGGAAGAAGGGGGAGAACUUGUGUUUGGUGGAGUUGAUUCUGAUCAUUUCAAGGGCAAGCACACUUAUGUUCCGGUGACUCAGAAAGGCUAUUGGCAGUUUGAUAUGGGUGAUGUCCUAAUUGAUGGCCAAACAACUGGAUAUUGUUCAGCUGGUUGUGCAGCAAUUGCUGAUUCUGGAACUUCUUUGUUUGUGGGCCCAACGACCAUUAUUGCUCAAAUCAACCAUGCUAUUGGAGCUUCUGGUGUCGUUAGCCAAGAAUGCAAGACAAUUGUUUCACAGUAUGGACAGACCAUACUGGAAAUGCUGAUAGCUGAAACUCAACCACAGAAGAUAUGCUCUCAAAUUGGUUUCUGUACUUUUGAUGGAACUCGUGGUAUCAGCAUGGGGAUUGAAAGCAUAGUUGACCAGAGUGUAGACAAGUCAUCUGGGGGUAUGCAUGAUGCAAUGUGCACUGCUUGUGAGAUGGCAGUUGUAUGGAUGCAAAAUCAACUGACAAGAAAUCAAACACAAGAGCAAAUCCUGGAUUAUGUCAAUCAGCUGUGUGAUCGACUGCCUAGUCCAAAUGGAGAAUCAGCAGUGGACUGCAGCAGUCUAUCCUCCAUGCCCAAUAUUUCAUUUAGCAUAGGGGGUAAGCUAUUCGACCUAGCACCAAAAGAGUACGUUCUGAAAAUUGGAGAUGGAGUUGCAGCACAAUGCAUCAGUGGAUUUGCUGCCUUAGAUAUUCCUCCACCUCGUGGACCUUUGUGGAUCUUAGGAGAUGUUUUCAUGGGUCGCUAUCACACAGUGUUCGACUACGGAAACUUGAGGGUUGGAUUUGCUGAAGCAGCUUAACGGGAAUUCAUCUUAUUAUACACUCAAACAUACCACUUUCAUUUCAUGUAAAAGGAUGUAAGAGACACUAUGCAUAAAUUUCGUAAAAACUUAAACUUAGCAAUGCAGUGCAACUUGCAGCACAGACCAGUAUGUAUGUAUUUGUAAAUAUUGACAGCAGGAGAUAUAAGAUAUGGAUGGACUGGUUAUAAUA
Carica papaya (papaya) is the source of this 1894-nucleotide messenger RNA. RefSeq names its product aspartic proteinase A1-like. Gene Ontology annotation, biological process: lipid metabolic process; proteolysis. Gene Ontology annotation, molecular function: aspartic-type endopeptidase activity. The record is from RefSeq and is a predicted model, not a curated record. NCBI's taxonomy places the organism in Eukaryota, Viridiplantae, Streptophyta, Magnoliopsida, Brassicales, Caricaceae.